This is a messenger RNA of Zeugodacus cucurbitae (melon fly), 3131 nucleotides long. RefSeq lists its product as uncharacterized. The transcript is spliced from 6 exons. Gene Ontology annotation, molecular function: cation binding; alpha-amylase activity. NCBI's taxonomy places the organism in Eukaryota, Metazoa, Arthropoda, Insecta, Diptera, Tephritidae. The record is from RefSeq and is a predicted model, not a curated record. Gene Ontology annotation, biological process: carbohydrate metabolic process. The coding region runs from base 182 to 3016 and encodes 944 amino acids.
GCGGUCGAUGUCACAGCGCACAGUUAGUGUCGUCAGUGGACUCAUUCAGCGCGGUCAGUCAAGCGGAAGUUGAAACGCGGUAACAGCGCGCUUUAGUGCAACGCGUCACGCACAAUAAUUUCCGAUUGCAAUAAAAAUAAUUUCACUUUCCGCACGCAGAACAGAGUGCAAAGCGAAUGAAAUGUGCGUGAAAUGCAACGCGGCACGCGUUUUGAGCGCGCGCCUUUCCGCGCUGCUCUUACUAGUGGCGUUUGUGUUGCAGUGCGACGCCAUCGCUGAAGAUACAAUGGACGGCGGCAGCAGUAAGCUGCAAAUAGAGCAGCCAGCCGAGGCGCUGCUCGAUCACACGCAGUCGUAUUUUUUGCCAAAUCGCACGGGCAUUGUGCAACUCUUCGAAUGGAAGUUCGCCGAUAUAGCGAGGGAAUGCGAAGAGUUUUUGGGUCCGCAUGGUUACGCGGGCGUACAGGUGUCGCCCGUUGCGGAGCAUUUGAAUGUGCGCUCCGAGUCUAUGCAGCAUCCGUGGUGGGAACGCUAUCAACCGCUCUCAUUUCAAAUUGCAUCGCGCUCUGGCGGCGAGGCAGAGUUUCAACAAAUGACUCAGGCUUGUAAUGCGGCGGGUGUGCGCGUCUAUGUCGAUGUGGUGCUCAAUCAUAUGGCAGGCGCUUACGAUCAGGCGACAGCUAGCGGCCAGCGUUUGCUUGAGGGUUUCGCCGGUUCAACAGCCAAUGCGAGCUCAUAUGACUUUACGGCGUUGCCAUUUACAAGCCGUCACUUUCAUAAACCUUGUAAGUUAUUGAAUUAUAUGGAUGCUCAUGUGGUGCGCAAUUGUGAGCUAAACGGUUGGCCCGAUCUCAAUCAUUAUCGUUUGGAUGUACGCGCAAAUUUGACGGAAUUUCUGAAUAAACUGGUGGAUUUGGGUGUAGCGGGCUUUCAUGUAGAUUCGGCGAAGUAUAUUUGGCCAAUUGACAUCAAGUUACUGUUCAAGGACGUAAAAAAUUUAAAUAGCGAGUCCUUCGAUUUUCCCGAAAAUGCGAGACCUUUUGUAUACCAAGAUGUCGUAGAUUUGGGAGUUGACUCCGUAUCAAAAACGGAGUACUCCAGCUAUGGCAUGGUCACUGACUAUUUGUAUGCCGCCGUAUUGGCCAACAUUAUCAAUGGCAAAGCGCCGCUGAGCACGCUAAUAAAUUGGGGGCCUGCAAUGGGGUUCUUGCCACAUCAGCAGGCGCUCGUCUUUGUUGACAGUCAUGAUGGACAGCGAGACCGUAAGCUUUUGGGCGCUAAUCAGCUGAUCUCGUACAAACAACCAAGGAAAUAUAUCAUGGCAACCGCAUUCAUGUUGGCACAUCCAUAUGGUCGGGUUAAACGGAUUAUGAGCUCGUAUUACUUUGCAGCAGAGCAUCCAGAACAAGGGCCGCCGUUAGAUGAAAGUGAGGAGCCCGAGGCGGAUGCUGAAGCAAAUGCCAGUAUAGCAGCGGAAGACAAUGCAGAACCAGCGGAAGGUGAGGAAGCGGCAGAUGAGGGAAAUGAAGGCACAGAAGAGGGCGAAAACGAAGCAGAAGAGGUGGAAAACAAUGCAGAAAAAAUGGAGAGCGAGGCAGAAGAGGUAGAGAGCGAGGCAAGAGAGGGAAAUGUAGAUGCUACAGUUGCGAGCUCAUCACACAUACGCUCACCAACAUUUGAUGCGGCCACUGGUCGCUGUGAGUAUGCCUCCGGUUGGGUUUGUGAGCAUCGUUGGCCGCCCAUCGUACAAAUGAUACAUUUGGUGAAUACGCUUAGCGAGCUGGAGGAUGGCGUCAUCAAUUUCCAAACGGACGGUCCGAAUCACAUAGCCUUCUGUCGCGGCAACAAAGCAUUCUUUGUGUUUAACAGCGAUCUACGCUUGCCUUAUGAUGCCGUUGUUGAGACUUGUCUACCGCGUGGUACGUAUUGUGAUGUGAUUAGUGGUGGACGUGCAGAGAAUGGUGCAUCUACUACGAGUUGUGAGGGCAAACGUGUUACAGUCGAUGCGGAGGGCAAAGCGCAUAUUAUGGUGUCAGCUGUGUUGGGCGUUGAUGAAGAGGACUUUGCGGUCGGAAGUGAUUAUGAUGAAACGGAUGUGGAAUCGAAUGAUGCCUAUGGAGUUGCAGCUGGUACGGAAGGAGAAUUUGGUGUACUGGCUAUAUAUGACGGAUCGAGAUUAGGAAAUGAAGCGCAGACUGACAGCAACGGUCAAACAUCGCCCGGUGUGGUUGAAGACGAAGCUGUAACCGAAUUAGUCGCGGAAGAUGAUGAAGAGGACUCAGCUGAUGCAGAGAGCGUGACGGAAAUUUUAGAUGUAACAAAGGAGGUUGUGUCAGCGGAAGUGCUGGAAGAUGCAGUGGUAGUGACCAAGAACGCUAAGCUGGAGGAAGUGGCAACCGAUGCGAGUGUUGAAAAUGAUAACGUCGAAGAGGAAGCACCAGUUGCAGAUGCCGCUGCAGCCGAUGAAGUAGCUGAGGAACCAGCUAACGUGCCGGUAGAAGAUGAGCAGCCAGCAGUUGCUGAGGAAGAACCUGCGGUAGUGGAUGAUACAGAGAAGACGGACGAAGCACCCACAGAGCCAAUUGCGGAAAUAGAAGAAGUAGCAGCCGAUGAGCCUGCAGCAACGGAACGCAGUGACAUCGGAAAUGAAGAAUCUAAUACUGGGAUCGCUUUAGAAGAGUCGCCAUCAGAUCCAAUCGAAACUGAAGAUGCAGUGAGUGUUGAUAAUGCAGUGACUGAAGUUCAAACUACUGGAUUGACUUUACUGGUUGGUUUAGUAAAUAUAGAGAAAGGCGUAAAAGAUUUGGAGCAGAAUACAGAGGGCGAUAAUGAAUCAGGUAUAGUGACAGGACUUAAAGAGAUCGCCGACAGUGCUGUAGAGAAAACAAAGGAGGUAAUUGCCAAGGCCGGUUUCAACAACAUUGGCGCCAGAAGCACACAAAGCAAUCAAUUUUGCAGUUUACUGAUACUAAUCAGUGCCAUUUUAAUAAAUAAAUUUGUAGAGCACUUUGCGUAAGCGAAAUGAGAAAAGUGAAUUUUCAUUUUAUUUCAUCUAUUCAAUUUUCUUUUAUUAUAUAUUUUUGCAAUUGCUUGUGACCAGUUAUACAAAAUAAACGCAAAAGAAAAUGGAA